Thunnus maccoyii (southern bluefin tuna) is the source of this 1449-nucleotide messenger RNA. Its product is annotated as lysophosphatidic acid receptor 6. The record is from RefSeq and is a predicted model, not a curated record. Gene Ontology annotation, biological process: behavioral response to pain; G protein-coupled receptor signaling pathway. Lineage: Eukaryota; Metazoa; Chordata; Actinopteri; Scombriformes; Scombridae. The transcript has 2 exons. Gene Ontology annotation, cellular component: membrane. Gene Ontology annotation, molecular function: G protein-coupled receptor activity. The coding region runs from base 51 to 1025 and encodes 324 amino acids.
CACAUUCCUCUUCCUGGAUUCUCCUCUUGUGCUACAUACAACAGGUCAUUAUGUCCAUCAACACCACCACUGACUGCCACAAUGACAGUACAAGCAUCUUCUACAAGCAUCACAUCAGCAUCUUCACCGUGUGCAUGUACUCCUUCAUCUUCAUCACGGGUCUCAUUUUUAAUCUCAUAUCACUGGUGGUUUUCUUCAGACACACCAAAUCCCGAUCACAAACCACUGUCUACAUGACCAACCUGGCAUUGGCAGAUGUACUGCUCAUCCUUACGUUGCCCAUGAGGAUCUACUACCAUCUGGGAUUUGCUGAGCUCUCUCCGUUGCUGUGUGAUGUCAUCGGUCUGGUCCUGAAGGCCAACAUGUAUGGGAGCAUCUUUCUCCUUACUUGCAUUUGCUUUGACCGCUGCAUGGCUGUGACCUUCCCUAUGUCAAACUGUGUCCAGCAAGGGAGGAAGAAAGCGCCGCUGGUUUGCCUCGGAAUAUGGAUGCUCACUUUUGGUGCCAGCCUGCCCAUCUACCUCUCCAAGCACAGACAAGUUUCCAAUGAGAAGCAUUGUUUUGAUAACUUUCCAGUCUAUGCCAUACAGCCACUGGUGGUUAUACCCACACUCUUUGUGGGGUUUGCGAUCCCUUUAGUAGUUAUGCUAAUCUGCUCUUGGGGUUUGGUCCGUGCUGUCCAGAAAAGUACUGUGGCCCAGACCAACCUAGUGGACAGCAGGAAGAUCAAGAGAAUGAUUGCUGCCAGCCUCUUCAUUUUCCUACUCAGCUUCCUCCCAUACCAUGCCAUCCUGGGCCUCCUCUCUCUGUACAGAGACAAAAUAUCAUGCCCCAUGCUAGCUGCAUACCGCUACAGCCUGAUGGUGGCAUGUCUCAACACAGUACUUGACCCCAUUACGUAUUAUUUCACCACAGACACCUUCAAGGGGAAGGUAAGCCUAAGCACUGUUCAGAGGAUGUUCCCCUUGAAUAGUCAAAGUUCUCUACAGGCAAACAGCAGGAGCAGAAUGCCUAACAACAGCUAAAGGACUGUUGAAGCGCCAAUUAUUACCCAUCAGCGGACUCUUUGUAUCAACAGGUUUUUCACAUCCCCUUCCAGUAUAAACAUUCUGAACAGCUAUAAAUUCUUUAGAUGCUUCGUAUGAGCUAGCUUGUUAAAAGCAUACACUGGCUGUCAUGCAUUUUAUGUAACAGGAAGAGAAGAUCAAGAAGAUUAAGAAGCAUCAGUACCACUAAAUCUAUUGAAAAUUGAAAUCUGCCAACUUGAUUGACAGGUGGAACUGAGCAACACAUUUCACCAGAGCCCACAACAGUUACAUCUGGAACCCAGUGAAAAGGGUUCAGUAAAGAAGCCUUAUCUUUUACCCUAUAACUAUCUAUUACUAUAUAUCAAUUUAUACAGUAUUGAUUGUUUGUGUAAAUCUGUUUGUAUUUUUAUUGCAAUGCAUU